AGAAACUCAAAGUGCACCAGUAACACAAGAUAGUCUCAGCGGCUAUAGUGAGAGAAAGCCAUGGCUGCUGGCUGGAAUGGAGAUCAUGUAUCCAGAGGCAUCAGGAAGGGGUGAGAAUGAAAGCACCAUACCCACAUUCUCCCAAGAUUACAGGCAAAGAGGGAGCUGGAAAGAGUCAAAUCUCCCUCCCCUCUCAUCAGGGGAAGAUCUCCCUGGAGGCAUUUAUGGAGAAUUAUGACCCAAGUGUCCUUCCCAAUGAGACUUACCUGCUCUAUGAAAUAAAAUGGAGCAGUAGCAAAAGGGCCUGGCAGAACUGUUGCCAUAACACCCUCAUAGAGCAUGCUGAAAUCUACUUCCUGGAAGAUGUCUUUAAAAAGCAAAGAUCUGAUCCUUCUGACCACUGCUCCAUCACCUGGUACAUAUCCUGGAGUCCCUGUGGGGACUGCUGCAGGGUAAUCAGGCGUUUCCUGAAGGAACAGUCUAAUGUGAACCUAGUUAUCUAUGUAGCACGGCUCUACUUGCACAAAGAGGAACACAAUCGUCAGGGUCUACAGAGCCUGGUGAACAUCGGAGUGUCCAUCCGAGACAUGGACCUCCCAGCUUAUAGCUACUGUUGGAGAACAUUUGUUGAUGAUGAGGACAAGGAUGAAGAUGAUUAUUGGCCCAGGCAAUUUGCUCCAUGGAUAAUGCUAUAUUCUCUUGAACUCCAGUCCAUCCUUCAGAACAUUCCAUCUUGCUUAGAGAUUUCAACAGGUGAGAACCAGACUCCAGUUUUCAGCCUAUGUGUAGAAGAUGAUCAACAGAAAAGAGCACUCACAUCUGCCAAUCCCUGAUAGCCACCAUUAUCCUGUCCUGGGCAGCCAACCAGUCUCUGGAAGCCAUGAGUGUCUUGAACCAGGCCAUCAUGGGGGAGGGAUGUUAACACUAGAAUGUUUAAUCAUUUCAAUUUGAUUUAGUUACUAUUAGCCAUUUCCUUGCCAUUAGUUCAGCUUGUAGCCUUUUGAAAAGUGAAUCAUGUUUAAAUGUUUAAUGUUUUACAGUGACUGGGUCAUGUUAACACCUGUGACUCAGUGUACGGGUUUAUUCCAUCACAGUUAAAACAAGAGUAUCUUGCUUAUUCUGCAGCCAGUGCUAUUUCACCAAAUGAAACAUAACUCAUUAUUCAUUUACAUAUAUAGCGACCUUAGAGAGGAUUUAUUCUCCGGGGUUAUUUGUUUGAAUUAUUUUUCUCUUGAGAGAUUUCUAGGUUUUACUUUCUGUGUCAUUUGUGAACAUAACAUUUGAAUAAAAUAUCUAUAAUCUAAGGA
This is a messenger RNA of Emys orbicularis (European pond turtle), 1307 nucleotides long. RefSeq names its product C->U-editing enzyme APOBEC-1-like. The transcript has 5 exons. Lineage: Eukaryota; Metazoa; Chordata; Testudines; Emydidae. Gene Ontology annotation, cellular component: nucleus; cytoplasm. Bases 117 to 833 code for a protein of 238 amino acids. The record is from RefSeq and is a predicted model, not a curated record. Gene Ontology annotation, biological process: cytidine to uridine editing. Gene Ontology annotation, molecular function: zinc ion binding; cytidine deaminase activity; RNA binding.